Molecule: messenger RNA, 1743 nt
Organism: Parnassius mnemosyne (clouded apollo)
Lineage: Eukaryota; Metazoa; Arthropoda; Insecta; Lepidoptera; Papilionidae
Source: the annotation of a GenBank genome assembly
AUGCAUGGAUCAUUAUGUUCGGAUGCUGCUUGUUGCAGUUAUCUGGCAUUAGUGGCCGCUCUGGCGAGCGAAGCUGAUCAAGUAUUCAUUCCUGAAGACCCUGUUCCCAAUAAUUGGGUUGAAAAGCUUUGCAAAAGAUUACAGCAGGAAAGAAAGUCGGGACAGCGUCUUAACAUCAUCAUAGUAGCGGAGGGUGCUAUUGAUCGUGAAGGAAAGCCGAUCACCGCCGAGCUAGUAAAGAAAGUCGUUGUGGAAAAUCUUCAACAGGAUACUCGCAUCACUGUUCUGGGUCACGUUCAGCGAGGUGGCUCACCUUCCGCCUUUGACAGGAUUUUGGGUUGCCGUAUGGGAGCAGAGGCUGUGAUGGCACUGAUGGAAGCAACUCCCGAAACGGAGUCGUGUGUCGUGUCUUUGGACGGCAACCAAGCUGUACGUUUGCCGCUUAUGGAGUGUGUACGCCGUACUAAAGCUGUUUCUCAGGCGAUGGCGGAUAAGAAUUUCGACCUUGCGGUACAACUGCGCGGUCGCAGUUUUGCUCGCAACUUAGAGACGUACAAAAUGCUGACACGUUUGAAGCCACCUAAGGGAGCUUUCGAUGAAUCUGGUAAACCUUCCGAAGGAUAUACACUGGCGGUGAUGCAUGUUGGUGCGCCGGCUUGUGGCAUGAACGCGGCCGUGCGCUCGUUCGUGCGAAACUGUAUCUACCGUGGUGAUACUGUCCUGGGCAUACACGACGGUAUGGAGGGAUUUAUCAGUGGAAACAUUGUCAAAAUGGAUUGGUCGGAUGUUACUGGUUGGGUGGCACAAGGUGGUGCCUUCUUAGGAACAAAACGCACAUUGCCUGGCGAUAAAAAAGGAGAAAUCGCUGCACGUAUUAAGCAAUUCAAUAUUCAAGGCCUACUUAUUAUCGGUGGUUUCGAGGCGUAUCAAGCAGGCUUAGAGCUUUACGAGUCCCGCUCGCAGUUCCCCGAGUUCUGCAUACCACUGGUAGUGAUCCCUUCGACUAUCAGUAACAACGUGCCCGGGACAGACUUCUCACUCGGCGCUGAUACGGCUUUGAAUGAAAUCACCGAAAUUUGCGACCGUAUUAGACAGUCCGCACAGGGAACUAAGCGUCGUGUCUUCGUGAUAGAGACGAUGGGAGGCUAUUGCGGUUACUUAGCUACCUUGGCUGGUUUGGCUGGCGGUGCCGACGCAGCGUACAUUUACGAAGAGAAAUUCUCUAUUAAGGAUCUGCAGCAAGACGUGUACCACAUGGCAUCGAAGAUGACUGGCGGCAUACAGCGGGGUCUCAUCCUCCGUAAUGAAAAAGCUAACGACAACUAUAACACAGAGUUCAUUUACCGUUUGUACUCGGAGGAGGGGAAGGGCCUCUUCACUGCUAGAAUGAAUGUUCUUGGUCACAUGCAGCAAGGUGGUUCACCGACACCUUUCGAUCGCAACAUGGGCACCAAGAUGGCGGCCAAAUGCCUGCACUGGCUAGUCGAAAACAUUCAGAAGGGGUCAGCCAACACACCUGACUCUGCCUGCUUGCUCGGAGUAGUUAAACGUCAAUACAAGUUUACACCACUUGAAGAUCUAAAAUCGCAAACUAACUUUGCGCAGAGAGUGCCCAAACAGCAAUGGUGGAUGAAAUUGCGUCCCUUGCUCCGUAUUUUGGCUAAGCACGACUCUACUUACGAAGAAGAGGGCAUGUACAUGACGGUCGAACAAGGAGAAAUUGACUCUGAAAACGUCAUAUAA